Molecule: messenger RNA, 558 nt
Organism: Nicotiana attenuata
Lineage: Eukaryota; Viridiplantae; Streptophyta; Magnoliopsida; Solanales; Solanaceae
Exons: 3
Coding region: 1-558 (185 amino acids)
Molecular function (GO): nucleic acid binding; RNA-DNA hybrid ribonuclease activity
Source: RefSeq, a predicted model, not a curated record
AUGGAAGCCACGGGGUCAACAAUAGAGGACCUCGACCCGUUCAACUGGACAACAGCGACCACAGUAAAAAGGCUUACAUCAGCCAUAAUCCCUCAGAACCAGAUAUGCCAGGUACUUGCCGACUUUGUUGCCGAUUUCAGUGCCAAAAUAAUUCCUGAGGCCGAGCAAGAAACUUCUCGUGCCUCUCCCAGUUUAACCGACCUAUGGGUCCUAUACACCUAUGGCGCUUCCAACACGUCAGGAUCUAUACCGGGACUCGUACUCGAGGUCCCAACAGGCGAAGUCAUUUGCCAUUCCAUACGGUGCUCCUACAUGACUAACAAUGAGGCCGAGUACGAGGCGGUAAUUGUAGGACUGAAGCUAGCUCUCAGAUACGGAGCACGAUGGGUCGUCCUCCGAUGCGGCUCACAGCUCGUUGUCAACCAAGUCACAGGAACUUUCCAAAUAAAAGAGCAAAGGCUACAAAAGUACCAGGCAAAAAUUCAUAAGCUAGUCCCGGAAUUCGACGAAUGUCAACUCGAGCACAAAACAUUGAGGCAGAUGGUCUCGCCAAAUUAG